Ceratotherium simum simum (southern white rhinoceros) is the source of this 5573-nucleotide messenger RNA. Lineage: Eukaryota; Metazoa; Chordata; Mammalia; Perissodactyla; Rhinocerotidae. The record is from RefSeq and is a predicted model, not a curated record.
GUCUCUGGAGGAGGGGUCGGGCAGGUACCUUCUUUACAGCAUUCCUCUGGGAAUUUGGGAUAGUGGGGAAAGUGCCUGUCUCCUGUCUCCUUAGGGGCCUCCCCAGUGGAAACACUCUUCAAAUCCAGCUCAGGACACAGGACGUGGCCGAGGCACCCAUGAGUCCCGCUCCACGGACACCCUAGAACAUCUAUGAUGAACCAGGAAGCCAAGGCCAGCUCCUCAUGGACCCCAUUAGCCUCCAGCUGGACACCAAGAACCUGUGGAGCUGUCUCGUGAGGCUGCUCAGCAAAGACCCAGAAUGGCUGAAUGCCAAGGUGAAGUUCUUCCUCCCCAACAUGGACCUGGGCUCUGGGAACGAGGCCCUGGACCCCACACAGAGGGUCAUCCUACAGCUCAAGGAACUGUACACCCAAGGCCCGGCCACCUGGGAGACGUUCAUCCACUGUGUGUGCAUGGAGCUGGAGGUGCCGCUGGAGCUGGAGGUGCCGCUGCUGAGCACUUGGGGCCACGGAGACGGGUUCCCCAGUCAGCUGGAAGAUGAUGAGGACAGCCAACCCGAAUCUCAGCUCCAGCAUGGCGUCAAGCGGCCUCUUCAGAGCUGUGGGUCCUCACCCCGCCCAAAGCAGUCCAGGAAGCAGCAGCUAGAGCUGGCCAAGAGGUACCUGAAGCUGUUGAGGACGUCUGCCCAGCAGCGCUAUAGCGGCAGGAUCCCGGGGCCAGGGCAGCCCCUUGCCUUCCAGCAGGCCUACAUCCCCCCAAUCCUGCAGUGGCACCGAGCCACAGCGCCCUUCAACACUCAGGAGGGGGCCCUUAUGGGGGACCCCAAGACAGAAGAUGGCACCGACGUGAGCAUCCGGGACCUCUUCAACACCAGGGCUGACAAGGGUCCCAGGGUGAGGGUACUCCUGGGGAAGGCGGGCAUGGGCAAGACCACACUGGCCCACUGGCUCCGCCAGAAGUGGGCUGACGGCCAGCUGGACCGCUUCCAGGCCUUGUUCCUUUUUGAGUUCCGCCAGCUCAACCUCAUCACCAGUGUCCUGACGCUGCCCCAGCUCCUUUUUGAUCUGUACCUCAGCCCCGAGGCGGGCCCCGAGGCUGUCUUCCAGUACCUGGAGGAGAAUGCUGAUGGAGUCCUACUGAUCUUCGAUGGGCUGGACGAGGCCUUCCAACCCUGUUCCAGCAGGGAGACUGCAGACUCUGAGGCCCUAGGCCCAGCCCUCGCCCUCUUCUCCAACCUCUGCCGUGGGACCCUCCUGCCUGGCUGCUGGGUAAUGGCCACCUCCCGUCCAGGGAAGCUGCCCGCCUGCCUGCCCACGGAGGCAGCCACAGUCCACAUGUGGGGCUUUGACGGGCCACGGGUGGAAGAGUACGUGGGCCGCUUCUUCAGCGACCGGCCAUCGCAGGAGGCAGCGCUGGCAGAGCUGCGGGCAGAUGGACAUCUGCGGAGCUUGUGUGCGGUGCCUGCGCUGUGCCGUGUCGCCUGCAUCUGCCUCCACCACCUGCUCCCGGGCAGCUCCCCAGGCCAGUCUGCAGCCCUCCUGCCCACUGUGACUCAGACCUACGUGCAGAUGGUGCACGCCCUCGGCCCCCAUGUGUACCUGUCUGCCAAGUCCCUGAUGGGCCUCUGUGAGGUGGCGCUGAGGGGCCUGGAGACUGGGAAGGUUAUCUUCUCUGCAGGAGACAUCCCUCCACCCACGAUGGCCUUUGGGGCUGCCCUCGGCCUGCUGACCUCCUUCUGCAUCUGCACAGGCCCUGGGCACCAGGAGACAGGCUAUGCCUUCCUCCAUCUCAGCCUGCAGGAGUUUUUUGCUGCCCUGCACCUGAUGGCCAGCCCUGAGGUGGACAAAGACGCGCUCACCCGCCACGUCACCCUCAAUUCUCGCUGGGUGUUGCGGACCAAAGCUAGACUGGGCCUCUUAGACCAUCUUCCCAGCUUCCUGGCGGGUCUGGCAUCCAGUGCCUGCCGUCGCUUCCUCAGCCACCUGGCACAGCAGGAUGAGGUGUGGGUAGGCGCCAAGCAGGCUGCAGUCGUGCAGGCAUUGAGGAAGUUGGCCACCCGCAGGCUCACGGGGCCAAAGGUUGUAGAGCUGUGUCACUGUGUGAGUGAGACACAGGAGCCUGAGCUGGCCGGCCUCAUGGCCCGAAGUCUCCCGUGUCAACUGCCCUUCCACAAUUUCCCGCUGACCCACGCCGACCUGGCUGCCCUGACCAACAUCCUGGGGCACAGAAAUGCUCCCAUCCACCUAAAUUUUGAGGGCUGCCCCCUGGAGCCCUGCUGCCCUGAGGCUCUGGCAGGCUGUGGGCAGGUAGAGAAUCUCAGCUUUAAGAGCAGGAAGUGUGGGGACGCCUUUGCAGAAGCCCUCUCCAGGAGCCUGCCAACAAUGGAGAGCCUGAAGAACCUGGGGUUAGCAGGAAGUAAGAUCACUGCCCGAGGCAUCAGCCACCUGGUGAAGGCUUUGCCCCUCUGUCCACAGCUGGAAGAGGUCAGCUUUCAGGACAACCAGCUCAAGGACCGAGACGUGCUGAACAUCGUGAAGAUACUCCCUCGCCUGCCGCGGCUCCGGAAGCUUGACCUGAGCCGCAACAAUGUCUCUGUGUGGACCCUACUCCGCUUGACAGAGGUGGCAGUCAUGUGCCCUACCGUCAGGACGCUGCAGGUCGGGAAGGCAGAGCUCAUCUUUCUUCUCUCCUCGCCCACAGAGACAGCUGCAGAGCUACCAGGAGCCCCAGAGCUGCAGGAAAGUGCUGGUCAGAGGAAAGAGGCUCCGAGCAGAAGCCUGGCACUCAGGCUCCAGGAGUGUCAGCUCGGGGUCCAUGAGGUGGAGAUGCUCAUAGCCCAGCUCCAGAAAUGCCCCCACCUGGAUGAAGUGGACCUCUCAGGGAACCAGCUAGAAGACGAAGGCUGUCGGCUGAUGGCAGAGGCUGCACCCCAGCUGCGCAUCACCGGGAAGCUGGACCUCAGUGACAAUGGGCUCUCUGUGGAUGGGCUGCACCAAGUGCUGAGUGCAGUGAGCACAUGCCGGACCCUGACAGAGCUACACAUCAGCCUCCUGCGCAAAACUGUGGUCCUCACGUUUGCCUCAGAGCCGGAGGAGCAGGCGGGGAUGCACAAGAGUGCUGUGUUUCUUGACAGCCUCGUGCCCCAGACGCCCUCUGAGCUGCCCCUGCGCUCCCAAGAGAUCAGGCUGACGCACUGUGGCUUGCAAGCCAGGCACCUAGAGCUGCUCUGCAAGGCGCUGGGAGGAAGCUGCCACCUGGGUCACCUCGACUUAUCAGGCAACACCCUAGGGGACGAAGGUGCAGCCCAGCUGGCUCAGCUGCUCCCGGGGCUGGGCCCUCUGCAGUCCUUGAACCUCAAUGAGAAUGGCUUGUCCCUGGACGCUGUGUUCGGUUUGGCCCAGUGCUUCUCUACUCUGCAGUGGGUUCUCCAGCUGGACAUCAGCUUUGAGAGCCAACGCGUCAUCCUGAGAGGUGACAGAAGAGGCAGGGACCUGUCAGCUGGGGGAUCUUUGCCAGAAUUCCCGGCUGGAGCCCAUUUCUCAGGGUCCGGUCAGCACUGCAUCCCCAGGAGCUUCUGCCUCAGGGAGUGUCAGCUGGAGCCCCUGAGCCUCCUCCGCCUCUGUGAGACUCUAGAGAAGUGCCCGGGGCCUCUGGAAGUCACGUUGUCCUGCGAGGUCCUGAGUGACCAGAGCCUGGAGACCCUGCUGCACCGCUUGUCCCGGCUCCCCCAGCUGAGCCUGCUGCAGCUGAGCCAGACGGGACUGCCCCCAAGGAGCCCCCUCAUGCUGGCCGCCCUCUUCAGCCUGUGCCCACGGGUCCAGAAGGUGGACCUCAGGUCCCUGCAUCACGCGACCCUGCACUUCAGGUCUAGCGAGGAGCAGGCCGGCGGAUGCUGCGGCAGGUUCACGGGCUGCGGCCUCAGCCAGGAGCACGUGGAGCCACUGUGCUGGUUGCUGGGCAAGUGUGACGACCUCAGCCAUCUGGACCUCUCAGCAAACCUGCUGGGUGAUGACGGGCUCAGGUGCCUCCUGGAACAUCUGCCUCGGGUGCCCAUCUCCGGUUCACUUGAUCUGAGUCACAACAGCAUCUCUCAGGAAAGUGCCCUGUGCCUGGUGGAGAUGCUCCCCUCCUGCCCGGGUGUCCAGGAGGCCUCGGUGAACCUGGGCUCCGAGCAGAGCUUCUGGAUUCACUUCUCCCGACAGGAAGAGGCUGGGAAGACACUGAGGCUGAGCGAGUGCAGCUUCGGGCCAGAGCACGUGCCCCGACUGGCCACCGGCCUGAGCCAGGCCCCGCAGCUGACAGAGCUCACGCUGACCCAGUGCUGCCUGGGCCUGGAGCAGCUGACCGUCCUCCUGAGUCUGGUGAGGUGGCCGAAGGGGCUGCUGAGUCUCAGAGUGGAGGAGCCGUGGGUGGGCAGAGCCGGGGUGCUCGCCCUGCUGGAAGCCUGCGCCCAGGCCUCAGGCAACGUCACCAAAAUAAGCAUCUCCGAGACCCAGCAGCAGCUCUGUAUCCAGCUGGAAUUUCCCCAUCAGGAGAACUCGGAGGCUGUGGCCCUCAGGUUGGCUCACUGUGAUCUUGGGAGCCACCACAGCCUUCUUGUCAGCCAGCUGAUGGAGACGUGCACCAGGCUGCAGCAGCUCAGCUUGUCCCAGGUGAACCUCUGCGACGACGCCAGCUCCCUGCUGCUGCGAAGCCUCCUGCUGUCCCUGUCUGCACUGAAGAAAUUCCGGCUGACCUCCAGCUGUGUGAGCUCCGAGGGCCUGGCCCACCUAACGUCUGGUCUGAGCCAUUGCCACCACCUGGAGGAGCUGGACUUGUCUAACAACCAGUUUGGUGAGGAGGACACCAGGGUGCUGCUGGGGGCCCUUGAGGGCAAGCAGUGGCUGAAGAGGCUGGACCUCAGCCACCUCCCGCUGGGCGGCUCCACCCUGGCCGUGCUCACUCAAGGACUAAGCCACAUGACCCUCCUGCAGAGCCUCCGUCUGAGCAGGAACGGCAUUGGUGACAUUGGCUGCUGCCACCUUUCCAAGGCCCUCAGAGCUGCCACCAGCUUGGAGGAGCUGGGCUUGAGCCACAACCAGAUUGGAGACACCGGUGCCCAGCACUUAGCUGCCGUCCUGCCGGGGCUGCCUGAGCUCAGGAAGAUCGACUUGGUUUCGUGUGAGAUUGACAACCAGACCACCAAGCCCCUGGCUGCCAACUUCGUGCUCUGCCCGGCCCUGGAAGAAAUCUUGCUGUCCUGGAAUCUGCUCGGGGACGAGGCGGCUGCCGAGCUGGCCGGGGUCCUGCCGCGGAUGGGCCGGCUGAAGAGAGUGGACUUGGAGAAGAAUCGGAUCACAGCUCGUGGAGCCUGGCUCCUGGUGGAAGGGCUGGCCCAGGGGUCUAGCAUCCAAGUCAUCCGCCUCUGGAAUAACCCCAUCCCGCCCAGCAUGGCCCAGCGUCUGCAGAGCCAGGAGCCCCGGCUGGACUUCGCUUUCUUCCACAACCGGCCACAGGCCCCUCGGGGUACUUGAUGGCCCCUCACUGCCCUUCAGAUCCAAGUGAUGGCAACAGGGGCCGGCCCCGUGGUG